AUGAUCCACCUUAGUAAGAAAAAAAACAUAAAGGGGUUUCUGAAUUAUUGCAAAAGCAAGUGCCUUAAAUCGGUGCUAAAUAAUAAAAAUGGUGACAUGCUUAAAGAAAUUUCGCCAUGGAAAAGGAAUAAGUUCCUUUUUGGCAAAAGUGAAAACUCGAACAUUUUCGUGGAUAUAUUGAAAACUUCACUUUUAAAAUUGACGGGAAAAUACAUAAGCAACAAAAUAACAUCGGAUAUAAACAAAAUAACAUUUGAUACAUCUGGAAGUGGUAACACAAAAUACACUGAAAAUGUGAACAAGGAAAUUCUAUUAUGCAUGCAUGUACUAGAAUACAAAGAUGAACAAGUAGACAAAGAGUUAAGUUACUUACACGACUAUUUUAAGAAAAUUAAAAGUGGAAUAGACCCAUAUGCGCUCUGUGAAAAUAAAAUAAAAAAUAUUGAUGAACAUAUAUAUAACAUCAUUAAAACGGAUUAUAACAAUAUUAAUGAAUUUAUAACUUAUAUAUAUCUCUAUCAAGGGAAAAAAUUUAGGGUCAUUUUAAGUAUUCUGUUAAAAAAUAUUUUAUCUUAUGUAGAUAAUACAUCUUCAAAAAACAAUUUUAAAUUUAGAAAUAUACAAAGAAAUUGUUCUAAAUCUAUAAAAUCUACGAAAAAUAUUAUAGCAAAAAAAAAACUAUCUGUUAUUAACUCCCCAAAUAAUAAUAUGUCUAAAAAACAAAUCGGAGAAAAUCAAUGUAAAAUUAUUGCUGCAUCAGAAAUUAUUCAUAUGGGAUCUCUUUUACAUGAUGAUGUAAUUGAUGAAUCAAAUACUAGAAGAGGAGCUUUAGCAUUACAUAAAAAAUAUGGAAAUAAAAUAUCCAUAUUAUCAGGAGAUUACUUACUGGCACGUGCCAGUUCAGUAUUUGCAGCUACAGGGUGUCCAAAAAUAUGCAGAAGAUUUGCAUAUGUUGUCGAAAGUUUAAUAAAAGGGGAAUUGUUACAAAUGAAUUUGAAAUUUAAUAAUAUAGAAGAUGCAUUAAAAACAUAUUUUAUUAAAACCUAUCACAAAACAGCAUCUCUCUUUUCUAACCUGUUUGCUUGUAUAGCAAUAGCCUCUUUUAAAAAUGAAAAAAUUAUUGAGUUAUGUUUUAAUUUGGGGCUUCAUAUAGGUAUGGCUUUUCAACUGUAUGAUGAUUAUUUGGAUUAUAAACCAGACCAAAAAAGCAACAAACCUAUAUUAAAUGAUUUAAACAACAAUAUAAAAACAGCCCCAUUUUUAUUUAGCUAUAAUCACAAUCCAAAUGCUGUAUUGUCAUUAAUUAACAAAAAAAAUCUCUCGGAUACUGAUAUUAACAAUAUUUUAUUUUACAUUAAUAGCACAAAUGGUAUGAAAAAAAAUGAAUUGUGCUUCUUAUUACACAUCAAAAGAGCAGCUGAUAUUCUGAUGUCCUUAAAUUCUUAUUGUAGGAUUACCAAAAAUGUCGAAAAUGAAAAUUCACAAAAAAAUGAUCUUAACCAAAGUAGGGAAGCCUUAAUCAACUUAAUCUUGAAUAUAUUAUCACGAAAUACAAAAUGA
Molecule: messenger RNA, 1560 nt
Organism: Plasmodium gonderi
Lineage: Eukaryota; Apicomplexa; Aconoidasida; Haemosporida; Plasmodiidae
Product: octaprenyl pyrophosphate synthase
Exons: 1
Coding region: 1-1560 (519 amino acids)
Biological process (GO): isoprenoid biosynthetic process; ubiquinone biosynthetic process
Cellular component (GO): transferase complex
Molecular function (GO): prenyltransferase activity
Source: RefSeq, a predicted model, not a curated record